Messenger RNA from Frieseomelitta varia, 13263 nucleotides. RefSeq names its product dynein axonemal heavy chain 6 (gene Dhc16F). Gene Ontology annotation, molecular function: ATP binding; dynein light intermediate chain binding; ATP hydrolysis activity. Gene Ontology annotation, biological process: microtubule-based movement. The record is from RefSeq and is a predicted model, not a curated record. The coding region runs from base 934 to 13185 and encodes 4083 amino acids. The transcript is spliced from 63 exons. NCBI's taxonomy places the organism in Eukaryota, Metazoa, Arthropoda, Insecta, Hymenoptera, Apidae. Gene Ontology annotation, cellular component: dynein complex.
CUGUAACUAUGUGAAUUAAAGAUGGGCGUGUUUACUAAUCGUGGAAGAGUCAUCAACACGAUGCGAAUAUAUACAUGACGUACGUGCCUUGAAUUCAUAGAAGGUUGACAAAAGGUUCGCAGUGACGUAAUGUCGAUGCUUUUGUAGUUCCAAUACAAUUUACCGCAGGAAAUUUAUACUGUUUGGAUUACGAUUUCGGCGAUUGUUGCACGAAAUUAAUGUGACACAUUUUUAAAAUAUUUGAUACAAAAUAUAAAAUUUUAUCGAUGUGAGGAAUUUUGUUACAAGAACGAAUAGAGGCGAAUUUGAUGGAACGUCGAAAAUAAUAAAUUCGCAUACAAUGAAUAAACCUUCGUUGCCAUUGAUAAUAAGUAUAUGUGAGCGUAAAGUGUACAUUCUAUGUAAGAGUUCAUGUCACAUUUGGAGUUGCAAUACUCAAUACUGACUUGAAGAAAAAGCAAAAAUAGUUUUGUCGUGUCUCUUUCAGAAUUUAAUACUUACAAGCUAAUAUUAAUAAAAUCAACGAACCUAAAGAGAUUUUCUUCCGUUGUAUUCAUAAAUGAAUACGUUACAUCGAAUGAUACAUAUAUCAAAAUUUUGUAUAUUUUUUUAUUAUAUCUUACCAAAAGUAGCAAUAAGUACAAUGACAUCUAGAAGUAGGGUGAAUUUUUUUUUAAACUGAUAGAUUUGCAGAUUUAAUAAAUCGCCGAUAGUUAAAUGUAUUUUUUUCUACGCAACACAUGUAUGUAGGUGUGUAUCGACGAUUUCAAUAUCGCUAUGAAUGUGCAACUGCAAUAUAAUUGUGGAAAUAGAGGGAGCUCGAAAACAUUUUUUUUCUCAGUUUUGUUUGUUUAAUCGAUACACGACGAGUCGACGAACGAUGAAAAGUCAGGCCGUUUGACUGUCAUAAUUUUCGCUGGCAAAUAAAAAAAAAUGGAUAGAGAUGAUGAACACAAAUCAGGCAAGGAAAGUGUCUCGGAUGUUUCUACGCACAAAAGAACAGAGAAAAAUUCGGAAUCUACUACUGUCUUCCAUUCUUCUCCGAAUAAGUUAGCACUUAAAUUGUGCCGACAACCACCGCGUAGUUACAAAAUAGGGAAAAAUGAAAUACCGUUUUUCAUACCGCAUAAGAAAUUGCUCGAAAAGAUCGAGUAUAAACCAGAAAUUCGGGAGCCAUUGACCGGUUUUAGCGCUCAACAAGAGAAAAUUAGGAAGCAGGUGUGCAAACCAAGCAUUUCGCUGACGAGGAUCGAGAAGAUGUUGACAAAGGACGUCACUUCUGAAACACUUACAAGUGUUGGACCAAGGGAAAGAAUUUCGCGGGAUUUUCGAGAAUAUAAAAGGGAAAUGGAUCUCGAUGCUCCUCGGUUUAUCGAUCAGUUGAAGUUGAUUCGACAAUUGCGAGAAAAUCCUAAAAUAGGAUUCUUUUACAUGAUUUACGCUGUGGAUCGAUCCUCGAAAUAUUUUACUCCCUAUGCUUUGAAGGUCGUUCAGUAUAAAGACGUAGGCAAAGUUUACAUGACUAUCAGUGCCAGUGGUGUAACCCAGCACAGUCCGGACGAAAUGAGUUUCACGCCUAUCGAACAGUGGGAAAGGGAAUACAUUUUUUACUUAAAGUUGUUAAAGAUACGGACGUUUAUCGUGUUUCGAAUGUGGAAGAAUUUCUACGUUUGGAAGAAGAUAGUCAGUUAUAAAAAGUUCGUUGUGGCGAAACAUUAUUUGAAGGAAAAUCUCUUUAUAUCGGACUCGAUUCUCAGUAAAGCGUUGUUAGAAAUCAAGUCCAUGUGCUCGAUUUUCCUCAACUCGAGUUUCUUCGAUAACUCGAUUUUUGACAAGAUUUUGCUCUUUUAUUUCGCAGAGAAACAAUUUACAAAGCUGGAACUAAUUAGAAAUAAGUUAGAUGAGUUUAGGAGAUUGGCGAUAAACAUUGUUAACAAUGCCUGUCUUGGUGCUUUAUUAAAGGCUGGAUACACUCCCGAUGAUUCCAAUAUAACAAUAGAGCAAACUGCGUACGGAAAACUUGGUGAGUUCGGCGCUGUUAAAUUUAAAAUGCCAGAAGACGGUAUUCUCAAAAUGAGUUACAUCGAGCAGGCACGAAAGAGAGAGAAAUGUUACAGGCUGUCUUGCUUUAUUCAUCUGAUCGAUUACAUGCAAACGAACAUGAUGCACGUCCUUUUAUUAAACACUUAUCGAGAGCUCAUACAACUCUUGAAGAUCUACACGGGAUUUUUGCCGGACGACGAAUCAAUAGACAACGACGUGAUUGAUCUUCCCUUGAAAGAAAAUCGCCCGUCGUCGCAUCGUAUUCAGCUACCAUAUUGGAUUGUGGAUUUGCUUAUUUUACCGUCUUCAGAAAUUGUAAUGGACCCGUCUGAAAGUGUUUUCCUUUUCGUAAUAAAAACUAUAGAAAUUAUGUGGGAGGAGAACUUGUACGCUAUUAAACCUCUGCUCUCGGAUCCCUUUUUCCAUUCUUUCACGAGGCCUAUGAUCAAUCAUAAAGUGGAAGAACGUAUCUGUGGGCAUCCGCCGGAAGUCCAGGAAAUUUUGAAACAGGAUCCGAGCACGCUAGCUUUCAAGACACAGCUGACGGAACUUCUCGAGAGGAACUUGAACGCCGUAAAACGUUACUGUCAACGAUUCAACGCGAUCAGACAGUUUUAUCACGAAGACACGACAUUCGACGAGAACAUCAUCCGGGACAAUCGAGACGUUAAAUUAUUCCGAGAAUGGAGCAUUCGUUACAAGAAAGAAGUGGAUCUGAUUCACAAAGUGAUCGAUUGCCAGCCGUUUGGCCUCUUUUUUAUUCAACUAGAACGAUUCAAAAGCGCAGCUGAAACUGCCCCUAGAGGGAAAUUAGGUGUCAUUGAAGCUGUUAUGCCUGGACUAGGAAAAAGUCGAGUUGACGAUUUAUUAACGCAAGCGAUCGACGCUAUCAAUUAUCUGGAAACAGUCCCAGUGACAACUGAGGAAUAUGUUGCGUACAUAAAGUUUGUAGAUCAAGCUCAACAAAAUGUAGACGAGAUGGAGUCACAGCUGGAUUACGUGAAAGAGUUGUACGACACGAUGGAAGAAUUCGCUUUUCCUAUACCGUCGAUGGAUAUGGCAAAUUAUCUGGGUAUUGGAAGUCAUUUUACCAGUUUACGCUUGGUCGUGGAGAAUCGAUUGGAACAGCGGCCAAAGUUGAUAAAUAAAUUCGACGCUCAACUCCAGAAGGACAUCACGGCGCUGAACGAAGGGAUAUCGGAAAUUUACGACGAAAUAACGCAACCAUGGUUAUUGGAUUAUAAAAGCGACGUUGACGCUUGUUUGAACACGUUGAAAGAGCUCGCUAAACGAUUAGCAGCGUGUGCUACUAAAGCGGAACAAUAUCGCGCUCAUCAAAGGACAUUUAAGCUGGAGCAGACGAGAUUCGAUAUUUUAGAUCAGGUAACGAACGAACUGAGGUUACGUAUUUUAUUAUGGGAAAGCUUGACUUCCUGGGAGAACGUUGUCUACGAGUGGUAUGCCAGCGAUUUCGAUACAUUGGACGUCGAGCAAAUCACCGCGUUUACAAUGGGCACCAUGAAGAACAUAAUUCAGUUGGAGAGAGGCCUGCCGCCGAACAAUAUCUUGCCUGACUUGAAGGAGAGCGUCGAAUUGAUAAGAAACAAGUUGCCUGUUCUCGGUUACUUGAGAAAUCCAGAUUUAAAGGACAGACAUUGGAAGACGAUCGAGACUAUAUUGAACUAUACCUUCGUACCCGAGGAAAAGAAGACUUGGACUCGGAUGGAGGAGCUCGGUGCAUUUUUAAAACCUACUGAACUGAUGGAAGUCGCUGCCGCGGCCAGCUCUGAAGCUAACUUGGAAAACAUGUUGAAGAAAGUCAUAGACACAUGGGAAAAUCUCAAAUUUGUUAUCGUACCGUACAAAGAGGGGAAAGACGUUUUCAUAAUAGGCACCCUCGAGGAAAUUCAGGUCGCAAUGGACGAGAGCAACAUUAAUUUGCAGACUAUCAGCGCAUCUCGUCACGUUCGGUUCAUUCGACCACUGGUCGAAGAGUGGGUCCAAAAAUUGGAUUUAUUUACCGUUACUUUGGAAGAGUGGCAAUAUUUGCAGCAGCAAUGGUUGUAUCUCGAGGCGAUAUUUUCAGCACCGGAUAUUCAGCGACAGUUACCAAUGGAAGCAAAACUCUUUAUCGAGGUCGACAAGUUUUGGAAAGACCUUAUGAGACGUACUUACAAGGCGCCUUUGGCUAUGCACGCGUGUACACAACCAGGGUUAUUAGAGCAACUACAAGAGAACAAUCGAAUGUUGGACGAGGUAAUGAAAUGUUUGGAGGCGUAUCUCGAGACGAAACGAAUAGCGUUCCCCAGAUUCUUUUUCCUAUCCAACGACGAGCUUUUAGAAAUUUUGGCUCAGACCAAAAAUCCACACGCGGUACAGAGACAUUUGCAGAAGUGCUUCGAUGCAAUAUGCAGAUUGGAAUUUGCAAUGAAAGAAACCGAAACUGGCGAACUCGUGCUAACGACAGAUAUCAUUGCCAUGAUUUCACCGGAAGGUGAGAAAGUUCCGCUUGGGAAAGGUUUGAGAGCCAGGGGUAACGUCGAAGAUUGGUUAGGUCGAGUCGAAGAGGCUAUGUUUUCAACGUUAAGGAGAAGAAUGAAAGAUGGAAUUAAAGACUUGGCUGAGAAAGGACGGAAACAAUUUCUGUAUAUGCAUCCUUCUCAGAUAGUCCUCGCUGUAUGCCAAAUAUUUUGGACUCGAAAUAUUCACAUUAUCCUAGAUUCCCCUGAGAAUGUGAUCGAAAAGAUGAAAGCAUUUGAACAAAAGUGUUUCGCGGAUUUGAAUGAACUAGCGAUGCUGGUGAGAGAAGAAUUGCCAAAAUUGAUACGUGAUGUCAUAAUCAAUUUGAUAACAAUAGAUGUGCAUGCCAGAGACAUUGUUACAACUUUGGUUGAAAAUAGAGUAACUUCAAGUAUAAGCUUUGAUUGGGUAAAAACGUUACGUUAUUAUUGGGAUGAAGAACUUGAUAAUUGUCUAACACGUAUGAGUAAUUCCAAAUAUCUUUACGGGUACGAGUAUCUCGGUGCUCAGAAGAGGCUCGUCAUAACACCUCUGACAGAUAAAUGUUACUUGUGCCUUAUGGGAGCUCUUCAGUUAGACUUAGGUGGUGCUCCUGCGGGACCUGCAGGUACUGGAAAAACGGAGACGACAAAGGAUUUAGCCAAAGCGGUCGCUGUUCAAUGCGUUGUAUUUAAUUGUUCAGAAGGGCUUGAUUAUAGGAUGAUGGGCAGAUUCUUUUCCGGCUUGGCAACUUCCGGUGCCUGGUGCUGUUUCGACGAAUUUAACAGGAUAGAUAUCGAAGUACUUUCCGUAAUAGCUCAGCAACUAAUUACCAUCAGGAAUGCCAAGAUUGCCAGAGCUACUGAAUUCAUGUUCGAAGGACGAAUGAUCAAAUUAGUGAUGUCUUGCGCAACUUUCAUCACUAUGAAUCCAGGAUAUGCCGGCCGCACGGUAUUACCAGACAAUUUAAAGGCGCUGUUUCGACCGAUGUCGAUGAUGGUUCCAGACUAUAAACUUAUUGCCGAGGUUACACUAUAUUCGGAAGGAUUCGAGUCGUCCAAACCGUUGUCGCAGAAAAUGACGUUAAUGUACACACUCUGCAGCGAACAACUUUCCCAACAGGAUCAUUAUGACUUUGGAAUGAGGGCUGUGAAAAGCGUAUUGGUAAUGGCAGGUAGCCUUAAACGAAAUAAUCCUGACAAACCAGAGGAUGUUGUUUUGAUCAGAGCCCUGCGCGAGAGCAAUAUACCAAAGUUUUUACGCGACGACGCUGAAUUGUUCGAAGGUAUCGUGGGAGAUCUCUUUCCAGGCAUCGAUAUUACUGAAGAAGACUAUGGUAUUUUAAGGGACACAGCUAUUGAAAUACUGAAAGAAGCCAAAUUACAGCCAGAAAGUUGCAUCUUAAGGAAAGUGACCCAACUGCACGAAUGUUUGCAAGUGAGACACGGAGUGAUGUUAGUUGGACCGACUGGUUCAGGAAAAACGACAGUUCUUCAAACUCUCGCAAACACUUACAAUCGACUGCGUGAAAUGGCUAUAGCAGGACCAUGUUAUCAGUCAGUUCACAUGUAUGUAAUCAAUCCGAAGGCAGUUACUAUUGGUGAAUUGUACGGAAAAGUAGAUAUAAUGACAAACGAAUGGCGUGACGGAUUGAUCGGUUCUACAGUUCGUCACGCAUGUUCUUUCACCACGGAGGACCAUCAAUGGAUCGUCUGCGACGGACCGGUCGACGCUGUGUGGAUAGAAAAUAUGAACACUGUUUUAGACGACAAUAAAAUGUUGUGCCUGGCUAACUCCGAAAGAAUUAAAUUCACCCCUUACAUGCGCAUGUUAUUCGAAGUUAUGGAUCUUGUUCAAGCGUCGCCCGCUACCGUCAGUCGCUGUGGAAUGGUGUACGUCGAUCCUACGGAGUUAAAGUGGAUGCCUUAUGUGAAAUCGUGGCUGAACACGCUUCCCGAUACCGUUAGAAACGAGCAUCGGUCACAGAUUGCUGAACUUUUUGAGAAAUAUUUCGAAGACGGGCUAAUCUUCUGCAGCAAGAACUGUGUCUCUCCAAUCGCACAGGUUGACAUUAGUAAAGCAUCUAUGACUUGUGCGAUAUUGGAAUAUAUCUUAAAUGAACCAGACGCGAUAGAGAAAACUACGGAAAAGGCGCGAAUUAGAACAUUCUUAGCUCAGUCGUUCGUUUUCGCCUUUCUCUGGUCCAUUGGUGGUAACGUCGACGACGCGUCUCGGAGUGUGUUCGAGACUUUCGCGAGGCAGCAAUUCGAAGACAACGAAGAUGCGUUUUUGCCACCGACAAAUUUAUGGGAGCUGUACGUAAACGUUCAAGACCAUCGACUGGAUUAUUGGACAGACAUUAUGCCGAAAUUUGUAUACGACAGCGAGAUGCCAUUUUUCGACAUCCUCGUGCCAACCAUCGACACUGUACGGUUUGGUUAUCUAACGAAGAAGUUACUCGAGAUAAAUAAACCGGUGUUCCUUACUGGAGAUACUGGAGUCGGCAAAUCGGUGAUAACGAAGGUUGUUUUAAACAACUUGGAAGACAGUCAACUCUGGGCGCCGAUCAAUCUAAUAUUCUCCGCUCAGACAAGCAGCGGCAGGACGCAGGAAAUUUUGGAACUUAAAUUGGAACGGAGGAAAAGAACCGUGUUGGGGGCACCUAUUGGGAAACGGGUGUGCGUGUUUGUCGACGACGUCAAUAUGCCGAAAUUAGACACAUACGGGUCCCAACCGCCGAUCGAACUUUUGCGACAAUUACUAGAUUUCCACGGCAUGUACGACAAAGAGAAGUUGUUCUGGAAACAUGUAGAAGACGUUGUCUUCACUGUGGCGUGCGCUCCACCCGGAGGCGGUAGAAACCCAUUAACACCGAGAUUCGUGAGGCAUUUCGCAAUGCUGCUCAUCCCACCUCCUACGGAACUCUCGUUGAAGCGAAUUUUCAAGGCAAUUACAAGCGGAUUUCUGGAAGAUUUUGUGGAAUCUGUCAGACAAGUCGGCGACAGAAUAGUGAACGCGGCAGUGGAUGUUUAUCAAAGGAUCACGACUGAUCUUCUGCCCACGCCAGAGAAAAGUCAUUAUAUCUUUAAUCUGCGCGAUUUAUCGAAAUGCGUGCAAGGUAUCAUGCAAGUUGACGCGUCGGGCAUUAAGCAACCUGGCGAAAUGUACAGGCUUUUUUACCACGAAUCUCUUCGAGUUUUUCACGAUCGAUUGAUCAACGUUCAGGACAAGAGCUACUUUUAUAGACUUCUGAACGACAUAUGUAUGAACACGUUCGGCGUGCAAGUGAUGCGGCUACCGGACGAGGAGAUCAUCGAAAAACCACCGGUGCUGUUGUUCGGCGAUUUCAUGUCCUUCGGGGCAGCGAGAGAGCAACGAAUUUACGAGGAACUUACGGACAUUUCGAAAGUUAGAAGAACCUUGGAGGAUUACUUAGAAGAUUAUCAGUUCUCUGUCGGCAAGGACAUGAGAAUCAUAUUUUUCAUGGACGCCAUAGAACACGUUUGCAGGCUUGCGAGGAUCCUCCGUUCCGAAAGAGGCAAUGGUCUUUUAAUCGGUGUCGGUGGAAUGGGAAAGCAAAGCUUGACAAGACUGGCGUCUCACUUAAAUAGUUACAAAUGUUAUCAGAUAGAAGUUACUCGCACGUACGAUAAAAACUCGUGGCACGAAGACCUUCGACGAUUUUACUUCGAACCGGGCACCGAGGCGAAGCACACGACCUUCUUGUUCACCGAUACUCAGAUUGUGCUAGAAGAAUUUCUAGAAGACAUCAAUAAUACACUUAACACAGGGGAGGUGCCAAAUUUAUACGAAACAGACGAACUUGAGAAAGUUAUCAUAGCUACCAGGCCCGCAGCGAAACAAGCAGGUAUUCAAGAAGCAAACAGAGACGGAAUUUACCAAUAUUUCAUUGGAAGGGUCAGAGAUCAUCUUCACUUAAUGAUUUGCAUGAGUCCUAUAGGCGACACUUUUAGACAUCGUUGCCGUAUGUUUCCUUCAUUAGUAAACUGCUGCACCAUUGAUUGGUUCACAAAGUGGCCAAACGAUGCCCUUUUGUCAGUAGCGGAAAGUUCGUUGAUUACAAUCGCUCCGAAGGAUUCGACGCAGCUUGCCAGCCUCAGUAAUAUUUGCGUACUGAUUCACGCGAGCGUAGAAGAGAUGACAACCCGAUUCUUCGUGGAAAUGCGACGAAGGUAUUAUACCACGCCGAGCAGUUAUUUGGAGCUUUUGAAGCUAUUUCAAACAACUCUAGAGAAAAAGAGAAAGGAGAUAGAGUUAUUGAAAAGUAAAAUUGCCAAUGGGCUUAAUAGACUACGAGAAACUAACGAGAUGGUCGGCGUGAUGAAAGAACAGUUGACAAUUCUUGCGCCUAAACUCAAAGCAAGCACCGAGGAGGUGUUGACACUGGUAAAAAUCCUUGCGAAGCAACAAGUCGAAUGUGACAAAGUGAAGUAUGUCGUAACAGCCGAGCAAGCAACAGCAAAAGCGAAAGCAGAGGAAAUGGCGAUUUUAGAAGCUGACGCCAGGGAAGAUUUGGAGGCAGUGAUGCCAGCUUUAUUGGAAGCUCAGAGAGCAUUGGAAGCUUUAAAUAAAGCUGAUAUCAACGAGAUUCGUGUGUUUCACAAACCACCUCAUUUAGUGCGUUUCGUUAUGGAAGCGGUGAAUUUGCUACUGGGUGAAAAGACAGAUUGGGCGAGUGCCAAGUUAGUCCUGGGCGAUAUACAUUUCCUUAAUCGUUUAAUGACUUAUCCCAAAGACGACAUAAGCGACAAACUUUUAGAAAAGUUGCAGGAAUACAUCGAACAUCCAGAAUUUCAACCACACUUAGUAGCUAAGCAAAGUAAAGCUUGUAAGUCGCUGUGCAUCUGGGUAAGAGCAAUGGACGGAUAUGCUAAAAUCUAUAGAGUAGUCGAGCCAAAGCGACAAAAAUUAUACAAAGCUGAAGAAGAGUUGCGAGCGAUAGAGAAAGUUCUUGCUCUGAAGCAGAAAGAACUCGUCGCGGUGGAGAAUAAAAUCAAGGAAUUGCAACAAGAAUACGACGCGGCAGUGAAGAAUUUGAACAAAUUAGAAGCCGAGAUGCAACUGGCAGAAACGAGAUUGAACAGAUCUGGACGAUUGACGUCCGCGUUGGUGGAUGAACGAGUUCGAUGGGAAGAAUUAAUGCGCGGCUUUGACAAGCAAAUUGUCAACUUGACUGGUGAUACUUUGAUAGCUGCCGGAGCCCUUGCUUAUCUGGGUGCUUUCACAAAUGAGUACAGAGAGGAAUUGAUACAAACUUGGUUGUCCAGCUGCAAAAGCCACGAUGUUAAAACUACCGAGAACUAUAGUCUCAUUACAAUACUGGUCAGCGCUUAUGAAAUUCGUCUUUGGAAUACAUAUGGUUUGCCCCGAGAUAAAGUCAGCACGGAAAAUGCGAUCUUUGUGACACAAGCUAGCCGUUGGCCUUUGAUGAUUGAUCCUCAGGAGCAAGCGAACAGAUGGAUACGUAACAUGGAACAAGAUAACAAUCUAAAAGUGUGCAAACUGACUGAUGCAAAUUUAAUGCGGGUAGUGGAGGCGGCCAUAAGGCUUGGGACACCUGUAUUAAUUCAAGAAGUAGGAGAGGUAUUGGAUCCAAGUUUGGAGCCCAUCUUGCUUAAACAAAUUUUUGUCCUAGGUGGCAGAACAUUAAUACGAUUUGUCGACACAGACGUAGAGUACGAUAGUAAUUUUAAGUUAUACAUCACGACAAAAAUCUCGAAUCCUCAUUAUUUGCCAGAAGUCUGUAUUAAAGUGACGAUAGUUAAUUUUACUGUGACUAUGGGAGGCCUCGAAGAACAAUUACUCGCAGAUGUCGUGCGUCUCGAGAGGCCCGACUUGGAAACGAUGAGAAACGAUUUAAUAAUAAAAAUCAACAUGGACAAAGGUCAAUUACAAAGCAUCGAGGACAGGAUACUGACAUUGUUAUACGGGGCAGGCGACGAUAUUUUAGACAACGAAGAGCUGAUAGAAACGUUGAACGACAGCAAAGAAACUUCUGCGAUCAUUGCGACGAGAUUAAUCGAAAGCGAGGCAACCGAAAGGAAGAUAUCAAUUGCACGCGAGAAAUACCAAUCUGUCGCGAAUCGCGGAUCAGUUUUGUAUUUCGUAGUUGCGGACCUCGCUCACAUAGAUCCCAUGUACCAAUUUUCAUUGAAGUACUUCAGUCAGAUAUUCGACACGGUAAUCGAAACCACCAGAAAAGAAGAUAACUUGCAACAACGUUUGCAAACGUUGUUAAGAGAGAUAACAUUGGCCAUCUACACAAAUGUUUCACGAGGUCUGUUUGAAAAGCACAAAUUGGUAUUUAGCGUGAUGCUCAAUAUUGCAAUACAUAUACACGGGGACAUCGUGUCACAGGCACAGUGGAAUUUUAUGCUGCGAGGUCCUACGCAAAUUGUCGUGGAAGACAUACCAAAUUAUCCAACUCUGACGCCUAAAAUGUGGGCCUCGGUCAAUUAUUUAGCUAACACGUUCAAAAAAUUUGAAAAUGUCUUGGACGAUGCAUUGAAAAGGAUUCCGUUAGCCCUUGGAUAUUUUACGGAAGAAAUUAAUGUACUCCCUACCAAUACAGACGCCGCUACCCAAGACUGGGAUAGGAUAUUAACUGACAUUGAAAAAUUAAUGUUGCUGAAAGCACUGAAAGAGGAGAAAUUAAUUUUUGCAAUCACAGCCUACGUGUCGAACAACUUAGGGCCAAAAUUCAUAGAAUCACCUAUGGCGACGUUACAACUUUUGUAUGCAGACACAUCAAAUAAAAUACCAUUGAUAUUCAUACUUACAACUGGAUCGGAUCCUUUCAGUGCUUUUCAGAAAUUUGCACACGAUAUGGGUUUUGCCAAUAGAUACGACUCCAUUUCUUUAGGUCAAGGCCAAGGUCCCGUUGCAGAAGGGCAUUUACGCACAGGUAUCAUCGAAGGUAGAUGGGUGUUCUUACAGAAUUGUCAUCUGGCUGUGUCGUGGAUGAUCAUCUUGGAGCAGCUUGUAAUAGAAAUUGCCGAGGAACCGGAGGGUAUCAUUCACAAUGAUUUUCGAUUAUUUUUGAGCUCGAUGCCGAGCGCCGCUUUUCCAGUGUCCGUUCUUCAAAAUUCUGUAAAAGUUACGAACGAACCACCAAAAGGGUUAAAAGGCAACAUCAAAAGGGCGUUGCAUGAUUUGGACGAGGAAUAUUUUGAACAUCACCACUUGGGCGAAAGCUGGCGCCGACUUAUAUUCGGCAUUUGCUUUUUCCAUGCUAUUAUUCAGGAACGAAAGAAGUUCGGACCUUUAGGAUGGAAUAUUCUAUAUGAAUUCAACGACAGCGACCGGGAAUGCUGUUUGUUAAAUUUGAAAUUAUUUUGUACGCAUGAUCAUAUACCUUGGAACGCGUUAAUAUAUACCACAGGUGAAAUUACUUACGGAGGUAGAGUUACAGAUAGUUGGGACUUGAGGUGUAUGAAAACAAUCUUAGCUAUUUUCUUUUCUCCUAAAUCUUUGGACAUCAAAUAUGUUUAUUCGCCAUCCGGAAAAUAUUACUGUCCUGUUUACAAUACUCUAGAAGAGUAUGAAGAUUUUAUGGAGACUUUUUCUAUAAUUGAUGACCCAGAAAUUUUUGGAAUGCAUGAAAAUGCAAACAUUGUUUAUCAGUUAAAAGAAGCACAAUUCGCAUUAAAUACUAUUUUGGAAAUACAACCGCAAGAAUCUGUCACUGAUCAAGAUAAAUCUAGUUCAGAUAUAGCAUAUGAAGUUGCUGAUAUGAUAAAGGAUAGAAUUCAAUUUAAGAUAGAUAUUGCAAAAUGUAACAAAGAGCACUUGAAAAGAGAUUCAAUGGGAAGACUUCCAUCAUUAAGUACUGUCCUCGUUCACGAAGUUGACAGAUAUAACAUACUUCUAAAAAAGAUACAUACAUCAAUAGAAAAUUUACAGCGUGCCAUCAAAGGUUUUGUUGUUAUGUCUGAGGAACUAGAAAACAUCUUUAUGGCAUUUGUCAACAACCAGGUACCAGAGAUGUGGCAUAAUGUAAAUGUCUAUCCAUCAUUGAAGACCUUAGGAAGUUGGAUAAGGAACUUAGAACUGAGGAUUGACUUCAUUGAAAUUUGGUUAAUUGACAAAAAACCUAUUUCUUUUUGGAUUUCGGGCUUAUCCUUUCCACAAGGAUUUUUAACUGGCAUAUUACAAACAUGUGCAAGAAAAUACAACAUUCCUAUAGAUCAUCUAAAAUUUGAUUUCAUUGCCACCAAAGUUGUACUUGAUCAAGAAGACAUUGAAAUAGAGCAUAAAAAGGCUGAAAAAGAGGUAAUAGAGGUAUAUAAAAACUUACAAGUGCCAGAGGAUGGAGUUUUAAUACAUGGGUUAUUUAUUGAUGCUGGAAGAUGGGAUUUCAAAUCCAUGUGUUUAGUAGAUGCAAAUAUAGGAGAAAUGCACCCAUCUCUUCCAGUUUUACAUAUACAUCCGGUAUUAGAAUUACCAAAAAAUGAGUUAGAAAGAUAUGUUUGCCCUUUGUACAGAACAGCAGUUCGAGCAGGUGUAUUAUCUACAACUGGACAUAGUACUAAUUUUGUUGUUGCAGUUCUACUUCCAUCUAAAAAAGAACAAUCAUACUGGAUUUUACAAGGAACAGCUCUUUUGAUUGAAAUUGUAAAUUAAAGUUCGCUAUAGCUAAUUAAUAAGUUACAUAUAGUAAUUAAGAAGAAUAUAUUUAUGUUACAUACAUAUUUUACAAUA